This is a messenger RNA of Aspergillus puulaauensis, 1656 nucleotides long. RefSeq lists its product as uncharacterized. Gene Ontology annotation, cellular component: membrane. The coding region runs from base 1 to 1656 and encodes 551 amino acids. The transcript has 9 exons. The record is from RefSeq and is a predicted model, not a curated record. Gene Ontology annotation, biological process: transmembrane transport. Gene Ontology annotation, molecular function: transmembrane transporter activity. NCBI's taxonomy places the organism in Eukaryota, Fungi, Ascomycota, Eurotiomycetes, Eurotiales, Aspergillaceae.
AUGGAAUCGACAGCUUCACAAGUGGAGCCCAAACAGGACAUCUCCAACGACAGCCAAGAUGUUUCCGUUUCCGUUUCCAUUUCCAACGGCGCCAUUCUGGCAGACAACCCCGAUGAUCUCAUCCUCAGAGCAAACGGGCACAAGCCCCAGAUGCGCCGCCAGUUUAACUGGCUCUCUGCAUUGGGGCUCGGCUUCUCCAUCACUAACUCGUGGGUGGGGUAUCUGAGCAACUUUGGCCAGGUCAUGGCGUAUGGGGGCCCUCGACUUGUGAUUGCUGGUCUUGUACUUGCGUUCCUGGUGCAGUCGACUAUCACGAUCGGUCUUGCGGAGAUCGGGUCGGCAUUUCCAUCUUCUGGGGGCCAGUAUCACUUCUGCUUCCUGUUGGCCCCGGAGAGAACGAAGCGGUUUUCUGGAUACAUCAUCGGGUGGAUGUCGGUUAUUGCCUGGUGGGUUACUACAUCUUCUGGCAUAUCUCUCGCUGCCACGACUCUGGCGGGAAUCAUCCAUUUCGCAUACCCAACCUUCACGGCGACUCAAUGGCAGGUUUAUCUCUUCUUUGCGGUAACGGCCGUUAUAACGAUUAUCCCCAUCUUUGUAGCAUCCAGGAAAAUUGCAUUCAUGUGCCAAAUCACCCUGCUUCUGUCUGUGGUCGGAGUGACGUUGGUUCUUUUUGCUACAGUUGGUAUGCACCAACAUGUCCAGCCAGCUUCGUUCCUCGCCAGUCCAGCAGCCGGCAACACUGGCUGGGGCCCAGGAGUUUCCUGGAUGCUAGGCAUUUGUAACGGAAUGUAUGCCUUUGGAGGCACAGAUGCAGCCCUCCACAUCAGCGAGGAAAUGCAACAGCCCGGACGCCGUGUACCGCAGAUUAUCAUUGCCACGCUUUUCAUCGGCCUGGUUACCACGCUGCCCCUGUUUAUUGCGCUGCUUUUGUUCUCUAGUGAUACUGAGGCUAUCAUUAAUUCGCCGCUGCCGAGCUUGGAGCUCAUCUACCAGGCUUGCGGCAGCAGAGCUGGUACGAUAUUCCUUACGACGUGGUUGCUUGUUGUCUACAUAUCAUGUCUCCCUUCUCAGUGGGUAACCAGCGGCCGCAUCGCUUGGGCCUUUGCGCGAGACAACGGUGUACCCUUCUCGCCCUACUUCAGCCACGUUAGCACAAUCCUCCAAUUCCCCGUCCGCACCACGAUCGCUGCGUUUAUAUUCGUCCUGGUCUAUGGCCUCCUCUACCUCGCCUCCACAACCGCCUUCAAUAGUAUCAUCACCUCGGCUGUGCUGUUCCUGAAUAUCACCUUUGUUACUCCGCAGGGGAUUCUUCUCGUUAGACGGUUUAAAAUCGGAUUCAGCGGUAACCGUACCUCAAAGACCAACCCACCAACAACAGCAGCAACAACAACGACAAUCCUCCCCCGGCGGUACCUAAACCUCGGCCCCAUCAUGGGCCCAUUCUGCAACCUCUUCUCCGUCCUCUGGAUAGUCGUCCUGGGAGUAUUCGUGUGUCUCCCGCCCGAGAUCCCCGUGAGCGUCGAGGGCGUCAAUUACACGGCUGCGGUGGUGGUGGGGAUCUUUGUCGUCAUUCUCCUGUUUUGGGGCGUGAGUGGGCGCCUGAUGUUUAGGGGGCCGAAGGUUGAUUGGGAGGGGUUGGUGAGGCAGGCGAUUUGA